AAGGAAACCUAUGCUCACAAGUUUCCUUAAGCUGAUAUUCGAAGUAAACAUUGACUUUUACAAAUGCGUCACCGAAAGCCUAAACGGACCCAUUGUUACUGCAACGCUUUCGUAAGUAUUGGAGGGCAAUACAUAUAUAGACACGGACUUUUACCUUGAAAUGCUGCUCGGUUGGGAACAAGUGGCGUCUUAUGGACGCAACGAAUCGGCCUUCUACAAGGCCAGCCAAAAGCAGCGUCAUCGUGGGCGCUGGCGUGACAGGCUUGGUAUGCGCUCGUGCGUUGUUGGAGGCUGGGGUGAGCGUCGUUGUUGUGGAGGCGGCACCGGACUUGUUUCCAGGACGUGCGGCAUGGCGCUUCUCAGCUGACUUAGUCAAUAAAUACCCUGACCUGGAGCAGCUGUUCUCGCUGCCCGAGCACCUGCCCCCCGCCGGCGCCUCCCCCGAGGCGCUGCACCGCUACCUGCUGGGAUUCGUGGAGCGAUUCAACCUGCGCCAACACAUCAUAUUCAGCUGCAAGCUGGAGCAUGCGCAGGUGGGCGAGGACGGCCGUUGGGCCAUCGUGUGCAGCGACCUGCUGGACCCGCAGCGCCUGCACCGCCUCACCUCCGACUUCCUGGUCAUCAGCGCGGGAGCGUGCCUGGCGCCGGCGGUGCCGCAGCUGCCGGGCGCCUCCGACUUCUCGGGUGUGCGCUGCCACUGCCGCGACCUGCGCGACCGGGACGCGGGGCCGCUGGUGGCGGGGCAGCACGUGGUGGUGGCGGGCGACGACAAGGCGGCGGUCGACUGCGCACGGCAGGCGGCGGCGGCGGGGGCAGCCAGUGUCACUCUGCUGUACCACCAGCCCCACUGGCCGCUGCCCACCAAGCUCCUGGGUCGCGCGCUGCCGCACCUGGCCUACAGCCGCUGCCUGCCCUGGCUGCUGCUGCCGCCCUACUACACCGCGGGCCGGGCGGCGCGCGGCUGCAGUGCGGCGCUGGCCCCGCUGCGGCGGCUGUUCUGGUGGCGUCUGGAGCGGCGGCUGAGUCGCAAGCACGGACUGGAUGAGGCCACCCGGCCGCCCGUGAGCCUGCUGCGGGACAUGUUCUACAGCGUGCAGGCUGGCGCGGAGAAGGAAAACUGGGUGGGGGUGCUGCAGGGCUCAUCUGUGAGGCUGGUGCGAGGCGACAUCAGCCGGCUGGGUCCCGACUUCCUGGUUCUGAAGGACGGUACGACACUGCCCGCCACCGUGCUCGUACACUGCACGCCGUACACCCGGAACUACACGGUGUUUGACCCGGAGCUGCAGGCCAGCCUGGGUGUCCGCAAGGACGGGCUGCACCUGUACCGCUCCAUGGUCCCCCCCGCGGUGCCCUCCCUCGCCUUCCUGGGCUGCGAGACCAGCAGCCCCUACUCCUGGCUCACCACCAGCCUGCAGUCGCAUUGGGUGGCGGCGCUGGUGAGCGGGCGGCUGGAGCUGCCCAGCAUGCGCCACAUGAAGGCCGAUGUGUACCUGCAGCGGAGGUGGCGGCGGCACGCCUUCCCCCCGCAGCACAACCGCGGCAGCCUCAUCCAGUGGUACUCGCAGGCCUACCACGACCAGCUGAUGCGGGACAUGGGGCUGACCACACGGGUCAAGCCAUCCACCGGCUGCCUGCCCCUACACAGCAUGUUCGGCACUCACACCCCCGCCGACUACCGAACCCUAUUCAAUCCUGACCUGGCGGCAGCAGCAGGGGCGGCACGCAAUGCACCUGCCGUACGACGAUCUCCGCCUCGUACCUCCGCCGGCACCCAUGCCGUACGAUCCUCCCCCGCCGCGGAUCUCGCUUCCGCCAGUGUCACCAUCAUGCGUUCAGCACUCAGUAUAACGGCCGCUGGCGGCGGCGACGGAUCCGUACGAGGGGCGUCGUCGUCGGCUGUACGACAGCGGCAAUUCCCUGGCAGCAGCGGCGACACGCCGCCGACGACGACGCACCCUGGAUUGGAUCGUCAUCGCAGCGCGGAGUCCUUCCGCCGCCAAAGCGUCGAUACGAGUCGCGUGGCGAUCGCGCACGUGUCGGUUACCAGUAACGCCUCGCGGUUGCAGAUGUUGCUGGCGAGUCGUACGUCGCUGCCCAUUGGCGGCGACGGAGCCGACGGCGAGGUCGAUGCCGACGCGCUGAACCUGCUGACGUCAGUGCCGUCGGUGACCAUUCCUAAAGGCAUACGCGGGGCCAUGCAGACGGCUGGGAGCUGCGGCGGCGGCAUUGGGUCGACGGCGGCGGCGCCGACUGUGUCGCCGCCGCCGUCGGCGUUACAGCGGCGAGUGAGCAGCGUCGGCGGCAGUCGUUUGGGCAGCAUGCGGGGAAGCGUUAUGGGCGCCGCCAUUGCUGCGGCAGCCGCCAUGACGGCCAGUGGCGCCGGAGGGAGCUUUACGGGAAGGGGGAGCAGUAGCUAUACGCCAUUCAGUCCGGUUGCCGUAUUGGCGUACGGUGACGAGCAUUCAUCGCGACAUUGCUCCGCUGCAUCGCAUUGUGAAAUCGAGCCGCUCGUGUCGCCACGGCAGCCGCCGCCGUCGGCGCCGCGCGUGCCGACCAGUGCCAGUGAAGGCGCCGGCGGCGGCGGCGGCGGCGGCGGGGCCCCUGCUGCCUCAUUGACACUACCGUUCUCGGGGAGUGCUAAACGAGCUGCGGAGAGGGACGCACGUACUGCUGAAUGGCGCGCUGUGGCAGCAGCGGCGGCCGCCGCGGGGCCUCGGGGUGUCCCACGGGUCGCUCAAGGGCCGCUGCCGCCCCAGUUACGCAGCACGGGCGCGGAAGGCGCGCCCUGUGAAGCGCCUCCAACCUCACCGCUAGGGCAAGGCAUGGAAGUGACGUCUGUGUUUGCCACGACCGCGGAGGCUCCAUCUUCGGAGCUGGGUGGCAGCUUGCUUCCACUGUCCGCCUCGGAGCAAUCCCCGUUUGGGGCCUCAGGAUCCCUCUUCACACACCCCCAGCCACACCCCCAGCCCCCAGCCGCUCAGCCGCACCCACGACCCGCGCCACCCCAGUUCUCUCAGUCCCAGCCGCAGCUCCCAACCGCAUCCUCCACUCAACCCCAGCUGCAGCCGCACCAACCACCCCACUCCACCCCCUGCAUGGACCUCAAGGACUCCCUUCGAACACAGCAGCUCACCAGCAGCUCACAGAACGACCCGCUAACCUCGCUCGCCUCCGAGCCCGCGGGGGGUUUCUCCGGCACGCGCCUCAUGACGCACCUGAACUCCACCCCGAGUACGGGGGGCAGCAUGGGCUCAGGCGUGCAUGUACGGCUGGGACAGGUUGCGGCAGCCGGCUUUGCUACUGCUACUGCUAGUGCCGGUGCCGCAGCCACCGCUGCUGCGGCAGCACCUGCCUCCACCUCCGGCGAUGCGCUGGCCGCCGCCGGUGGUGCGGCUGCUGUUCGCACCGGCACUGCUGCUGCCGCUACCGGACCGCACUCCCGCCCCUCUUCGGCCGCAGCCAGCCGCCUCAUGAAAGGCCCUUUCUCCGCGUCCUCCUCAACGGUUGCAGUCGGAGGGCCGGCUAUGGCGCUCGGUGGAUCGGCUUCAGUGGGACAGUGGCCCUCCAGCCCCCUUCGGCUUCGUACGACGGAGGCCGCUGCCGCCGGAGGCGGGGGCGGCAACACGUCAUCGCUGCUUCCGUCGAGUUCCGUGAUGGGCCGCAGUGGCCGGGUGUGCAGCGUGGGGGCGCGGCCUCGGGACAUCAGCUCCAUGCUGCCUCCGGAGCUGCUGCAGGGUUACGAGGUGCUCACCCCCGGGGAGCUAUCCGUACGGCGACAAGCUGGCGUGCCGCCGUCGCAGCUGCAGCAGCAUGCCGUACAACUUGUCGUGCAACAACAACAACAACAACAACAGCAACAGCCGCAAUACGCUCACCACUCUCACCAUCAUCAUCACCCGCAGCAACCGCAGCAGCAGCACCUGCACCACCAGCACACGGACCCGCUGGGCAUGUCGGGUGGUAUUGCCUCAUCAGGCCUGCCAGGCCACAUAGCGCUGCUCCGGAUGGAAGCCAGCGAGGAUUACGAUGCCGGCGGCCUAGGAAUGGGAAGUGUCGGCGGCGUUGGCGGAGGCGUUGGCGGCGCCGCGGCAUCUGGCGCUCUCGCCAGCGUGUCCGGCUCUAUGGCCGGUGGUGGCGGCGGUGGCCUGUUGGUCAUGUCCCACACCCGCAGCACCCCUAGUGCCGUACUCAUGGCUGCUCGCGCUAACCUCAUGCCGCGUGUCUCCAUGAACGGUAUGCGCGGAACGCUCUCCCAGCGCCCGUCGCAGCUGGGCAUGCGACCCGCCGCCUCGUCGGCGUGUCUUCUGAGCGAGGCUGCGGCCGCCGCUGCCGCUGCUGGUGCUGGCGCUGGUGCUGGUUCCGUACUGCCCUCCUUCGCCAGUCAGGAUCGACAAACGGGUGCGGGGGUCGGGCAAGCGGCGGCGGCGCCGGCGGCGACGGCGAUUCCGGCGAUGCCGUCUGCUUCGUCUGCUUGUUCUUCAACGUACAUUGUGACUGCGGCGCAUGUCAGCGGUGCUAACGUGGGCGGCAGCGCUGGCAGCGGCGGCUUGGUGUCGACUGGCAUGGCGUCUGGGGUAGCUGCCGGCGGCGGAGGCGGCGGAGGCGGCGACGGAGGCGGCGGAGUGGGCAGCAGUACCAUCCGCAAGCCGCGCCGCAACUCGUCCGUGGUGUUUGGCAACAUGCUAGGGAACGAGGAGUUUGUUGAGCUGCUGCUGGCUGCGGGUAACAACGACGGUCGUCCCGAGGGUGUGAUUGAGGUGUGCGAAAGCAGGUCCAUGCUGGGUCUACCGCUGGAAGACCAGUCGCUGGCGUCGACGUCGGUUGCAGCAGCCAUGGCGGCGGCGGCGGCGUCGGCUGGCGGAAGUCGAUCCGGAGGGUCGGCGGCGGCGGCGGCGUCCGUACAUCGCCCACGCAGCGCCCUGUUUAACGUAACGUCCGGUAACGUUGCGGCCGCCGCUGGCGGCAGCGACGGCAGCGCUGGCUUAGGCUCCUCCGAUGUCAGCGGGAUGGUUCCUCCGUCGCCAAGUGUCAUGCUGCCCGUCAGCCCCAUGCAGACUAAGCCUAACUUCAGUGCCGCUAACCUUCACUUGGCGGCGGCCGCUAACGCUGCCAUCGCCGCUGCUGCCUCCCACGGCGGUCGGCCCGUGUCACGUGGACGCAGCCCCUUCAAUUCGUUGGCAGGUUAUGCGACAGCUAUGUCCGCCGGCUUGGUCGACGUGGCAGUCGGCGACGGCGGCGGCGGCGGCGCUACCCAUGGAUCCAACUCUUGGGCUUUGCGGCGCGGUGGCGACAGCCCUCGUCGUGCGGCACUGGCGUCAAGUUCUGGCGCUCUUGCGCUUCGCCAGAGCGGAUCCCAGGCGUCGCUUGCCUCUCAUCACCACCUCCAACCUGCCCACCAAAACAGCCAACACGUGCCGGCACAUCAUCACACGUCGGGUCACCCCCUAUCGCCUCUGCAGCGGCAGGUGGUGCCAAACCGACUGCAGCACUACACGCAGCAACACCAGCAGCAUCAACAACGAGAAGGCCAGCAACCACAAGCCCAGUAUCAACACCAGGAACCGCUCAUGUCGCAACAGCAGCAGCAGCAGCACGGUCACCAGCAGCAAGGCUUGGCCCAUGCGGGGAGCGGCGGCUACUUUGUUCUCGUCCCCGAGCUGGACAUGCAGCAAGGCGAGCUGCAGGGUGAGCUGGUCACCGCGGCCAACGUCAGCCCGGACCGAACUCAACAAAGUACCCGACAGGGCACGCAGAGCCAACCUGCGGUCAACGCGGCGAGUGUGAGCGCUGCGCAGACGCACAUUCCGGGCGGCGGCGGCGGUGGUGGCGGUGGCGGAGAGUCCAUGGGCCUUAUUUUGGACGGCUCCACGGCUCUGGCCGCAUCGCUGGAGGCCGUCCUUGCAACCCUGAAUGCCUCGAGAUGCAGCGUAGGCGCCGGGGGCGGUGUAGGUCGCGGCGCCACUUGCAGCGGCAGUGUCGUUAUGGAAGAGGCCUUCAACUCGUCUCCAGCGCUUGCAGCGCGGGUGCACCCGCCGCCACCGUCGCUCAGGAGCAAGACCUCCGUGCCCACGUUACUUGAGAGUUGCGACGGCGAUACGACGGAAGGCACGACAAGGGGAGGUACGGCAGAUGGCGCAUCAGGAUCUGUGCUGUCGUACGGUGGUACGACAGUAACGCCGCGCGAGGGUGCCACCUCAGAUGCAGGCGCUGUCAAGGCAGCGGCGAAACGAGGGCCCCGACGCAACAUGAGUAAACAGAACAUUGUGCGUGGUUGGAAUAACUUGAAAGCAGCCUUUGGUUUUGGUUCUGGCGGCGGCGGCAGUCGAGUGGGCAGUGCUGCCGCCCCUGCCGUCGUUGGAGUCAACGGUGCCACCACUGGGCAGUACGGCGCAAACGCCGUACAUGCUGCAGCUGGGCAGCGGACGCCUGCUAGUACGACAGAAAUGUCGUACGGUUCGCUUUCGCCGACGCCUGGGGCGACGUCGCGCGUGCCGACGAGCCAUGGCGUCAGCGUCAGCGGCGGCUGCGCCGUUGACGACAGUACGGAUGACGUACGGAUGCCGCCGUCUCGGUACGGCAGCAUGGGAGCGCCAACAACCAGUGGCGCAGGCGUCUCCGCUGCCGGGCCGGUGUCUGCAUCGCCUUUUGAGUCCCUCCGCGUUCCUUCGAGCUCGUACGUCCCUCAGACAAUACUGCGACGGAAGAGCACGCUCGGCGGCGGCGGCGGCAGCACCGGGGUCAUGCCUGGCGGCGGCGCCUUCGGCAGCAGCCUAAGCCGCAAGAACAGUAGCCUUGGCGCCGGUGCCCCAAGCAGCUUGCUGGGUUUGAACUCUUCGUUAUCCCGGACUGAUGUGGAAGCAGCGGAAUCCCAGGAGGCUAGCCGUCUGGCGCUGAGUUCCAAGGGCGCUGCGGAGGCGAUGGCGCCGUCAGCUGCGACAGCCGCUUCGCAGCCGGGCACCGCCGCUGUCGCCGCCGUCACGGCAGCGGACCGGGACUCACGCAGCGGCGCUAUUGCUGAGGUCGUAGCAGCUGCUGCGGCGGCACCUGCUGCCGGCUGCGGCAGCGGCGUCGACGAGGACGCAGCUGUUGGCCGGGGCGGGAGCAGCACUGCCGCACGCAGACGAAGCGGAGCCGAUUACUUUGGUGGUGGUGUUGAUGGUGGCACGGAGUUGGAUGCAAGGGACGAUGCCGGCACUUCGACUGGGGCAGCUGUGGCAGCAGCCGGUGGCCAGCAUCUCCGUCUGCCGCACCGGCACGCAUCGAGCCAAGCGCUAGCGGUUGGCGCCGCUGCUGCUUUCCUGGCGGCAAGUGCAGCGGAAAGCGCCGAAGCCGACCCUGCUGCUUGUUCCCUUCCACGUCCCCCUGAACCAACCUUGUUGACGGAGCCGUCGGCUGGGGUCGCCGCUGCAGCAGCAUGUCAUUCAACGCCCCCUGGCGCCGCCGACGCCCUAGGUCGCUCCCUCAUCCGCUCCAGGUCUUCCCACACCAUGCAGCAGCAACAGCGGCAGCAACAGGAACUUGAACAACAGCAGCGGCUUCUGGGGCUGCAGUUGCUGCAGCAACUGCAGCAGGCGGAUAUACAGCGUACGGCAACACAACAGCACGUUGUACAACAGCGGCAAGCCGUACAACAACAACAGCAGCAGCAUCAACCGCAGCAGCCACAGCACGUGCAGCUCGUCUCAGGCCGCGCAGCCAUGCUAGAAAUGCCGGCCCAGGUGCGCAUGCAGGCCCUCCCUCGUGCGCCGGGCCGGAAAUCCCUUAGCCGCGACAGCAGCCUCCAAGCCCUCCAAGCUGCCAUGACUCAAUCGCAGCAGCACCAUCCGCACCACCCGCCGCUACCGCAGCACCUCCAGCAGCAACAGCAGCUGCAACACGAUGCAGCAAGCCGCAGCCGAAGCGCACAGGGCUACCGAGCACAGCCCCUUGGAGGCGUCCCAGUGGAGCAGUCCUCCGCCUCCGCUUCGCCGCUUAGUCCCAACAGCCCGCCACCGCCGUUUGCUGCGGAGCAGGGCCAUCAUCAAGGCGAGGUGCGAACCUCCGCCAGCACUGCUGCCCGAGCCAAAGGGCCGCCGCGGAGGAGACACAGCCUGCUGCGGGCUAUCUUCAGUCCCGGGGGCAGCAUGACGGCUGGCGGCAGCGGCGGCGGCGGUGGCGGCUGCAAUGACGGGUUUGGCGCCGCGCUACCUGCCGGCGUGUCAGCAACGCCAGCAGGGGUGGCACCGCAGGCGGCGUCACCGGCGGCUGCAGUGCUGCCGCUGCGGCCCGCUCGCCGCCUGCCUAAGCGGGUGGCUUCAGAGCUGCCCAUGUCCAUCCGCGGCGCGGCGUCAGGCGACCCUGUGGGCUCUCAUUGGCGGUCCAUGCUUGGGGCGGCGGGAGGCGGCACCGGCAACCCACACGCGAAUCCGGGAGGCUGGACGGGCGGGUCAUCACUCGGCAUGGCCGGCGGCGCCGGCGAGGGGCAUGGCGGUGGCGGCGGCGGCUCCGCCGCCACCACGUGUGCGGCUCCUUUCGACGGCGGCAGUCCCCCGCACUUGGUGGCUACUGGAGCAGCGCGGCGGCACGUCAUACCUCGACGCGACAGCGUCAUUGGGAUGCUACUCGCGGAGAUGGCUGAGGACACGGGGGGUCCGCCGGCGGAUGUGUCUCCCGGCGUGCAUGCGCAUUACAGCUCGGGUAUGGGCAGCUGCAUGUCGCACUUGUUCGACCCGCAUGCGCCGGAGGGGAUUUUGGCAUGGGAGCGGCCGCCGGCAUGGAAUGAGGAGGGCUCGGACGGCAGGGCGGCUGCUGCGACUGCUGGGUCCACUGGUGGAGGCGGGAGUGGCGGCUGUGAGGAGGGGUAUGAGCGGCGGACGCUCGCGAGGAACAGCUCCGCACGCGCCCAGUGGCACAUGGCGGCCGCGGUUCUCCCGUCCGUCAUGUUGGGCCGGAUACCCACCGUCACCACAGGCACCGGCACCGGCCAUACAAUGCCGCCCCCUCAGCAUGCGGCUGCAAGCGCGGCAGCAGCCCAGAUGGAGGCCAUGGCAUGGGGGAAUGCAGCGCCUGCCUUUGACCGCUCAGCGUUCCCGUGAUUGAAUGUACGAAGACGCGAAGUUCCGCGAUUGUCGAUGGGAUGGGUAACGGGAAUGACCGAAUCCUCAUCGGUUGUAACGUGCGACAGUGUGUGCAUAUACUCGAAUCCGUGAGCUCGGCGAACGAAGAGGAGUGCACACGCGUGUGAUGCUCGGGUGGCGUCGCGUGCGUGCAUACUCGCGAUCUACUUGAGCGGGGGCGGCUGUUGACAUGGUUCAUGGUUUGGGAAGUUAACUUUUUGGCUGGAUCCUGCAAUGGCGUGUGUGUGUAUGGGGCAUGAUUCGGAUAAUAGCAAAGCAGGGCUGCUAGUUGCCACCGGUGCUCUGAGGAUGCUGGUAUGGGCCUUACACGCUUUGAGGGCCUAUGAGCGAGGGUUGUGCCUCGUAGCCCUCUGCUUCAUGGGGCUAGAUCGCGGAAUUUAUGAACCUUGCUGCGCGCAAAGAACACGUGCGUACUGUGCGCGCAACACAUUAAAACCAUAUGUUGUUGGCGUAUAGGUGGAGAGAUACUCGUAAUGCUUAGUUUUGCCGUACCGCUGAACGAAGGAACCUGCAUGGCAUAUCCGCCAGUUAAGCAAUAACAGUAGGGUUAAGAGGAAGGAACUAAUGAUUGGUAGGGCGCGGGCACAUGCUGUGGCCUGAUCACCCGGAGUACGUUCGGAGCUGGUUAGGUAUACUUUCCUUAAUCGUUCGGGUGGGGAAGGGCGUGUAAAUCGCUACCCGGAGGGGACGUUGACGUUUGACUGAAUGUCCGGGGAAUGUCGAUAGCAUUGGGGUGGGGUGUGACGUGGUGUGUUAAGAGAACUGGCCAGGAGCCGGAACUGUGAUGCGUUAAGAAGACUGGCUCGCGAGGAGGAACGUACUGGACUGUCGGAAGAUGAUGUCCCCACCAGAACGCCACGGGAGACGAGGAGUACUGUGGUGUGUAUGUGGUGUGUGCAACGCAAGAUGCAACAAUGUGCGAACAAUGAAGCGUUACACCACUUACAUGUGAUGAUGAGGAGCAUUACGGGCGAUAAACACUGAUCGGCUAUGGGUUAUGUUGCAUUGCAAGAUGUGAGCCGCAGCUGACGUUUGCGGUGUAAGUACUACGUAGGCCUCAACAGUCGGGGGCAAGGUAAGACAGGUUGUUAGUAAUCGGGACCGGGCACCACUUUUGUGUGGAAGGGCUUUCCGCCUAGGUGGGACGAUCUUGGACAAAUGCAAGAGGUAAAUGGGUUAACGGAGGGCAGUUAGCGAUGCUAGAGCCCGUUGUUUCGUUUGAACUUAAGUGGGAAGGGCAACGCUCUUGACGUUGCUACUGGCGGAACUUGAGGGGACAUGCGGGCGGGGCAUUGCGGUGCAUGGUGCAAGGGGGUGUCCAGUGGGUCUCAGUACUGUUGGCUUUUGCUGAGAGGGAUUUUAGAGGCUGUUAGGCGGGAUCAAGGGAGCUGCCUGCCGUGCGAUCGUGCGGACACGAUUGCUUGCGCGCAGGUUUCCUGGAGAGGCAACAUGAAGAUAGAAGGAAAAGCGUUAUAGAGGUUGGGCUUGAAGGUCAUGCGAUUGAGCUGUUAAACACAUGUGAUGAAACGGUGGAGGCAGCUGCAGGCCUAGGAGAGCCAAGGAGAAAGAGAGCAUGUGAUGUGAUGAGCGUUUGGAGGGCUUCAGGAGUGUCCUUUUUGCAAGGGAAGAAAGGGUGGAGUGAAUGGCUUUUUAGUCUUCUCUUGCAUGUGUGGGGUAGGUCCCGGACUUGCGCAAACGGUUACGUUGGCACGCCUGGUAUUGCGUAGUGGCGAGUGUUCCGGUUCGCUACGUAUCCAUGGCACACCACUUGUGGCUUCCCUUACCUGGGAGGUUAGGCGGGCUUAAGGAGUGGGAGGGAGGGAACUGAGGAUUGCUGUGUAGGCAUGGGGGCGGCUGUCUUGGCAACAAACACCUUUUGCUUCGACACAAUCCUUGCAGUCGGGGCUUAUCCUGUUUGUGGGAUACUUAUAUAUAGGAGCUACCUGCAGUCAAGGUUAACCUUUGGCAAAAAGUGGCAAACGGUGAUCGAACAUGCGCCCGAGACCCUUGGGUCAUUAACGUGUGGGUCUAUGGCAUGGUAGGGUGUUUGUAGCGUCAAAGCAGAUACAGCAGUACGGUUUCACAUUAGCAGGUUGGAGCGAAACUAGGUGGAACGCCUGCUGCGGAAUGCUGGCGAACGUGUUAGCCAACACCGUGUCAUCCGUGCAACAUAACCAUUUGUUACCUACGUCCACAG
Messenger RNA from Astrephomene gubernaculifera, 11313 nucleotides. The record is from the annotation of a GenBank genome assembly. Lineage: Eukaryota; Viridiplantae; Chlorophyta; Chlorophyceae; Chlamydomonadales; Astrephomenaceae.